Molecule: messenger RNA, 1146 nt
Organism: Ipomoea nil (Japanese morning glory)
Lineage: Eukaryota; Viridiplantae; Streptophyta; Magnoliopsida; Solanales; Convolvulaceae
Product: secoisolariciresinol dehydrogenase-like
Exons: 3
Coding region: 36-884 (282 amino acids)
Source: RefSeq, a predicted model, not a curated record
AAUCGAAAAUUUGGUAUCACAGUACAGUAUUCAAAAUGUUGAAUGGUCACUGCUCCAAACAAGAAGAUCAUUCCACUGCCAAAAGGCUAGAAGGCAAAGUCGCCAUUAUCACCGGCGGUGCAAGCGGUUUCGGGGAAAGCACGGCCAGGCUUUUCGUUGGGAACGGGGCGCAGGUGGUGGUGGGCGACGUGCAAGAUGAGUUAGGGCAGGCGCUGUGCCAGAGCUUGGGGAAGAACGCCGUGUACGUGCACUGCGACGUGACGAGCGACGCCGACGUCAAGAAUCUGGUGGAGGCGACGGUUUCCAAGUUCGGGAAACUGGACAUCAUGUUCAACAACGCCGGCGUACUGGGGAACAACAAGGACUGCUCCAUCCUGGACGCCGACGGCCAAGACUUCCGGCGCGUUUUCGACGUCAACGUGUUCGGCGGCUUCCUGGGAGCCAAGCACGCCGCGAAGGCGAUGGUUCCGCCGGCGGGGAGAGGCGGCGUGAUCCUUUUCACGUCGAGCGCCGCCUCCGUCACGGCGGGGGUGAUGCCGCAUCCCUACACGGCCUCCAAGCACGCGAUCGUGGGGUUGACGAAGAACCUGUGCGUGGAGCUGGGGCAGUAUGGGAUACGGGUGAACUGCAUAUCUCCCUGCGCCGUCGCCACUCCGUUUGCCGUGGAGGCGAUGGGGGUGGAGAAGAGCGUGGUGGAGGAGAUCAUCUCCGCCUCCGCCAACCUCAAAGGGGUGGUGCCGGCGGCUGAGGACGUGGCGGAGGCGGCGCUGUUCUUGGCUAGCGAUGAAUCCAGGGUUGUGAGUGGACUUAACCUUGUGGUGGAUGGAGGAUACAGUACAACCAAUCAGGCAUUCAUCGCUACAAUGAAGCAAGUGCUAUAUUAAUUAAUAUUAUUAUAUUCUUCCAUUGCUAAAAAUAUGUUGCUUCAAUUGCUUAGAUUUACGGGGAAGCUAGCAACAACUAUCCAAAUAUGUAUGUUUUAGGUGAAGUUGUCAGCAUGGGCAACUCAACUGGUCAUUGAGGUGAAGUUUGAAAAAUAUGACCAAGGAGUCUCACCAAUUAGCGACAGUGUGGGAACAACCUUUUGUACGCGAAUAAAUAAUUUAGUGUGUCUAUGAAAAUUGUAUGGUGUGUUGUAAUAUAAUG